Messenger RNA from Ylistrum balloti, 3712 nucleotides. Its product is annotated as F-box/WD repeat-containing protein 5-like. The record is from RefSeq and is a predicted model, not a curated record. NCBI's taxonomy places the organism in Eukaryota, Metazoa, Mollusca, Bivalvia, Pectinida, Pectinidae. Gene Ontology annotation, biological process: protein ubiquitination. Gene Ontology annotation, molecular function: protein binding. The transcript is spliced from 7 exons. Gene Ontology annotation, cellular component: Cul4-RING E3 ubiquitin ligase complex; SCF ubiquitin ligase complex. Bases 138 to 2513 code for a protein of 791 amino acids.
ACAUGGCUACCAUACUUGUCAGUGCUCCAACGGGUAGUUUGACUGUUGUUCGUAUUUUCCGACUUUCAUUUGUUAUCAAAUCAAGUGAUGCUACAUAGUGUACUAAUUAAGAAGAUGGAAACAUAAUUGCUGUUACCAUGGAUACCACACCACCCUCCAGCAAAUACAGUGCUUCCGAGUUUUCUGAGUGGCAGUGUUUACCUGAUAACAUCUUGCUUCAUAUCUUUUCCUAUCUUCCAGCCUCAUCAGUUCUGAAGGCAUCUAUCACAUGCAGGUGUUGGUUGAGAGUAAGCUAUGAUGAAUACCUGUGGAGAUCUAUUUUUUACCGUCACUGGCAGAUUGAUAGAUCUGUUCCUAUCGCACCUGGUAGAUCUUCCUGGUUAAAAGAGUACAAACGUUUAUACUAUCACACACCCGUCAUUGAGAGUGAGGUCAUUCGACAGCACAGUGAUCAGGUUCUCCAUGUCAGCUUCUCGCACAAUGGCAAGAUGUUUGCCACAUGUUCAAAGGAUGGUUACAUACGGGUAUGGAAUGCACUGUACCCUGUUACAUUGAAAUACAAGGAGGACAUGAAGAUGCUUACCUGGAAGUACACACAGUUUUCACAAUUUAAUGAAAGUGAUACACUUCUUUUAGUAUCUGGGGUCCAUUUUGGGGCCAACAGUACAUCAGGAGAGAUUGCUGUGUUUAGUCUGAAAGGUGAGUUUGAGCUGCAAGCCCGUGUGAUAAACAAGCCAUAUGAUGUAUUUGGGACGUGGUAUAAUGACCACUACUUGUUGUCUGGGAACCUUCACUGGACUGGACAGUUACAGUCAUGUUCAACACUAUGGCUAAACAAGGCCUCACAGGAAACGGAAUCGGAACAUGAGUCAGUGGUGAUGAGGCUCUACCGUUUUUACAAUGUCAACGCGAGCUCAAUCCGUACUAUAAUGGUAGCAGAUUAUGCAGAGGAAACAGACUACAGCUGUGUUGACAGUGUGGUUGACAAUCACUUGACCAAGUGUACACAAGGAGCUAACAUGCUUGUGGACAGUAAUCUACGAAAUGAUGACAUUGUGGAGGAUUCUGACUUUGGGGAGACCCAAAAUGUACAGGGAGCUUCAGGUGGCACUGCUCGGAAUGUCCAGAGUGUACAGGUUUAUGAAAACGGUGCAUUUCAAAACAGAUUUAUUCAGCUGGAUGAAGAUGAAAAUAAUGAUCGGCGUAAUGGGACAAUUGAAUAUGGUCAGGACUAUCGUCAGGCACAAGACGAGAUUCAGUUUGUCCUGGACUCCGAACAGGCGGAAUGUAGUUCUGACUCAAAACCAAUUUCUAUGGUAACAAGCCAAUCUGGAAACUCAAGUCUCUUUUGUAAUAAUGACAAACUUUCGAGAACCAAUGCAACAUCCAAAAAUAGUUCUAUGCACAGACACUCUGGUACCAUGACAGAAAGCCAACCUGAUGGUUUAGAUAUGUCUAGACUGACCAGUGCUAGGAUAACAACCUGUAUCAGUGAAAGUCGGAUGACAAAUACUUUGCCUAUAGUAACUAGCUGUAUCCAGCAUGAUCGCCAGAAACGUGUUAAAGAUGGUAACAGUGCAGAUUGUUAUGAGGAGAGUCAGGGCUUAGGGGAUAUGUUGUCAGAUGAAGAGGAUGAAGAGGAGUAUUGUGAGGACUUUUGUCACUCCGGAAUGUAUGUGGAUGGGUCAGUGUAUGGCUCUCCCUUACAGACAAAGUACUUAGCCACAAGGGAAGCCACUACUGCCAGAAAUUCGCCAAAGUAUUGUGUUGUAGCAAACAGUGAUAUGGAUAGGCCAGAUCAUAAUCUGAGUGAAAACAAACUCGCAUCUGAGAAAAAGUAUACCACCAUGAGGGAUAAGUAUCUUGUGUUUACAAUGGGUUCAGAGACCUACACACCACACCAGAUUGGUAUUAAACGUAUCAAGUCACUUGCAAAGGUGGAGGGUUCUGACUCCAAAUUGUGUUUACUUCCUAAAACAAAUGAGCAGAUGUCGGAUGACCAACCAAAUGAUAAUGUGGACAAGAUCAUUGACAUGCAUGGUCAUAUCAUUGGCAUGUGCUUCUCUCCAGAUAACAGAUAUCUCUAUGUAAACAAUCGACCAUGGCCAAAGAAUUAUUGUAUAGAGAAUGCUCUGUACCCACCACCAAUAGCCCAGGAGAUAGAUAUCCAUGUCAUUGAUCUACUUAAGAUGAAGGAAGUUGGAACCAUGCACAGAUCUCACAAAGCCUAUACACCAAAUGAUGAAUGCUUCUUCAUCUUCCUAGAUGUUUGUAAAGACUAUGUUGCAAGUGGAGCAGAGGACAGACAUGGUUAUAUAUGGGAUCGCCACUAUGGUGUUUGCCUGGCACGCUUUCCUCACACGGAUGUUGUAAACUCAGUGGCCUUUAAUCCACGUGACACAGAGACACUCAUCACAGUCAGCGAUGAUUGUUCAAUCAAAGUGUGGAGGUCAAGGUCACGUGAACACCAGGUCAAGGUGGACAAUUUACCAAGUCUGUGCACACAGUCCUAGCUCUAACUUGUGUACAAGUGUAUCAUUAUACCCUUCAUUAAUGUAAAGGGGUAUUUAGUUAUCACUGUCUAUACAUCCAUGAGUGCAUGCAUCCGUCGGUUAUAAUCUUGUGUACAAGAUGUCUCAUGAGUCUCAUGGAUAAAUUUACUUCCUAAUUACACUUUAGCAUCUCUUCACCAUGGUCUAUACUAGGAAAGAUUUUGGUCAUCAGUCAUGGUUUAAGUUCAAAGGUUGCUGUUCAACACUUUUGAAAUAAAAAGGCUUUGAUGAAAUACCUGUUGAAGCCCUUAAUAGUUUAAUCCUCUGAUAGAUUUAGAUAUGAAAAGAAAGUUUGAGGGAGUGGGGUCUGAAGCAUUCUUGGGUUAUGAGACCUAAUAGAGAAAUAGACACAAGUAUUUAAAAUAAUUUUCCUUUAGUUUAAGUUAAUCUAUUUGAGUAAAAUAAGCCAGGUGAGUGAGACAAGCCCAACAGGCCUCUUGGUUUUGUUCUUAUACAAUGCUGGUAUAAAGAGGAGGGAUUGAAAGUUUACCCUAUUUAAUUUAUUCCUGUCCGAGUACUGUUUGUAUGAUUAAUGCUGUUGAUCAUAUGACAUUUUUAUACAUUAUUUUAACUUUACUGAAAUCAGUUUAUUUACAGGUCUCCACUUUGCACAGAUCAGUCUUGUUAAAAAAUGUAUGAAGAUUACAUGUGUUGUGUUCGUACAGAAGUCAUGGGACUCUGUAAAAAACGUAUCAAAUUCAGCCUAAAUUAUUCCCAUAUGCAAACAGAGAAGGUGACUUGUAUCUAACACAAGCCUUAUAUAAGCUUUCUUGAUUUGUAAUCAAUGAAAGAAGGAAGAACAAAAUUCUAAAUGCUUUCUGUAUAUUUGUGUAAACCAGUCAGAUUUUCAAGUUUGCCUUAAGUUGACCAGGUUUUUUCCUCCGUUUUGCUAUGUACAUGUUUUUCAUUUACAAAUGUCUUGGUAGAGUUGUCCACGGUUCUUCAAAUUCAACUUUGUUCAUAAAACUGAAAAUUUUGUUACAGCAAAUUUUGAAAAGAUUCAUUAAGUAAAUGAAGUGUAUGUGCCAUUUGCCUGUAAUAAUAAUAAUAAUCGUCUUUAUUUAUUCUUGAUUACAUAUUGAGCAUAGAGCUCAUCUUUCGUAUGGUCAAGACAUAUUAAAAUGUACAAUUUUUACAACCUUAAGAAACAUAUGUAUAAA